Molecule: messenger RNA, 2765 nt
Organism: Closterium sp. NIES-67
Lineage: Eukaryota; Viridiplantae; Streptophyta; Zygnematophyceae; Desmidiales; Closteriaceae
Source: the annotation of a GenBank genome assembly
CUCAGACCUUGUCUCAGUCAAUUUGACAUCAAGUCGCUACCAAUGGCUUCUUCCGAUCCCGUUGACGAUCUCACCACGCCAGACGGGUCGCCGAUCCAACGUCUAUUAGACGAUCUGCUCUCCAAAAUCCUCCAUCGAGCUGCUCAACCCGACGCAUUCCAGCAAGCUCUUGUCUGCAAGAAAUGGCGUGACCUGGCAUAUGGUGCGCAGGUUUCCAUCUGCGUGAGUGAAUCACGUCGCAUGAAGGGCCUUCCACUUCUCUCCCAGCUCUCGACAUUCCCGAAGCUGAAAAGGCUCGUCUUCGCCACUCGCAGUCUCGUUCGCGUCUCGGACGUUUUCCUCUCUCGCCUAGCUGACUCGCAUCCCGAUCUGACACAGCUUCACAUUGAGUCGAUGAUGGAUUGGCCCAGACCUGGAGGGGAUUACUCGGAGGAGGGACUUUCGUGCCUUUUUAAGAGCUGCACCCAACUUGAGGAUCUGCGUCUAGGCUGGUCGUCGUGCGUUUCUAUCAUUCCGCCUUCCAUCAGCAAUCUCACUCGGCUAAAGAAACUCCAUAUCGGUGCAGAUCAUAUCGAGCAUCUUCCCGAGUCCAUCACCUCGCUACAGUCAAUGGAGAGCCUUGAGCUCUGCAUGGAAAAGCUGCAAGACCUUCCGUGGGAUUUCGGCAAUUUAAGCUCGUUGAACUCGUUCCGACUGGAGCAGAUUUCCGCUCUUUUUUCACUCCCGGAAUCCGUUCAGCAGCUUGCCAAUCUCCACCGCCUUUCCAUCGAAGGUCGCGGAAGGUUUCAAUUCCCAGAUGUUCUUUCUGAACUCCGUCUGUUGAAAGCCGUCGAAAUUACGAACUGUGACGAGCUUUUGCCCCUGCCUGAAAGUUUUGGGAAGAUCACAGCGCUGGAGAGCCUACGUUUGGUGGCCGUGGGGGGGAUUACGGAGCUUCCAGAGACCUUUGGGCAGCUGCAGCGGCUGCAACUCAUUUCCAUCAGCUUUUGCUCCGAUCUCGUUUCGCUGCCGGGCUCCUUCACCAACCUAUCAUCACUCACAAGUCUCGAGCUGUCUCGGACGGCGAUAUCAGAGCUUCCGGACGAGAUUGGACGAUUAUCAGAGCUACGGUUUUUCAAGCUGGCAGCUGCGAGUCUCACAGGGAUCCCGGACUCCCUAGGAGAUCUGACAAAACUGCGGGAGCUUGGUAUUUUUGAGUGUUCGCAGCUACGGCAGCUGCCUGACUCCCUCACCCUGCUAUCGUCGCUUGAACGGCUGAGCGUGACUGGUUGUCCGAGGCUGACUGCUCUUCCAGAUGGCAUUGGGGAUGGCUUACACAGCCUGCGUGAGCUCACAGUGAGCUGCAAGGCACUCACACAACUUCCUCCAUCCUUCGUCCGGCUAACAUUCCUCGAGAAGCUGGACAUUUCUAAACUUGGGAGCAUGGGAGGCUCCCUACCAGAGGAUUUUGGCUGCUCCCGGAGCCUAAAAAAACUCUCUCUACGGCGCGUGCCGGGUCUAUCGGCCCUCCCUACCUCCCUUUCACAACUCACCAGCCUCAAGAUUCGGAGUUGCAAGGGUUUUAAGCAGCUGCCGGGUGAAAUAGGACGACUUGAUUUGCUGGAGAAGCUGACACUCUCAGAUCUAGACAGUUUGGAGGAGUUUCUUGUUCUCGAAGCUGCUGUUUUCCUGUCGUUGCAGAGGCUGAAUCUUAUCGGUCUUCCUUUUGAUGCGCUAGAUCCAUCAGUGGGGCGUAUCUCAUCGUUGAGAACGCUGGCGCUGUCAGAGAUGCGUGUGCUUCAGUCACUGCCAUAUUCGCUCUCUCGCUUGUCGAAUUUGCAGGCACUAACCAUCGACGACGCCAAGCGUUUGGAAUCGUUGCCAGAAGCAGUUGGCAGUCUUGCGGGACUCACCACCUUAACACUGUCAGGCCUUGACAACCUGCGGGAGCUGCCCUCAUCGUUCGGGCAGCUGAAGAUGCUCAAGUGUCUAGACAUCUAUGGGUGCCCAAAGCUCACCAAGAUCCCAGAAUCUUUUCCUUAUCUGUCCAACCUGCAGCACUGCUCCCUUUCUUGGUGCCGGGAAAUAACGUUCCUUCCAGAAGACUUUGGAAAGCUUUCCUCUCUCGAGAGUCUCAAGCUAAUGGAGAUGCUGAAUCUCCGCAGCCUGCCCGACUCUUUUCUUCAGCUGCAUCGAUUGAAGACACUCCAAGUGAACGGGUGUGCGCAGCUGGCCCAGCUGCCAUUGUCGCUCUGUGAUAUGCCGAUGCUGCGAUGGCUUGCCGUCUAUGAUUGCCCUUUGAUACCGAACCGGGCAUACCUGGAUGCAGCAGAAGGUGAUUGAGGUGGAGUCAAAAGGUGUUCGACAACAGGGAAGAGGGGGGGGGGAUUGGUGGGGGCACUGGUUGGAUAUGGAAGUGGGUGAGGGGGAGAAGACAGUGAGGAAGGGGAGGUGGCAGAGAGGAUGUGGGUGAUGGGAAGAAAUGACCAGUGGAGAAAGUGAUACCGUGAAUGAGGAUGGGGGAGGGGAGGGAGGGGGGAGGAGGAGGACAAGAUAAAGGAGCAAGAGCAGCAGGGAAGGUGGUGAGAUGUGGAGGAAGAGGACAGGCAGGGGAGAAAUGGUGUGCAUUUUGUAUAAGGGGUGGAUGGUAUGGGAUGACGGGGAGGAGACAGUUGAAAAGGGUUUCGGAAAAGGGGAUAUCAUAACUGUUGUACAGAAGGGGACAUGCGGAGAACAAUGUGUUGUCAGACGGUCACUCGUAUAUACUUAAUGCACCUCACUUUCGU